Ricinus communis (castor bean) is the source of this 1811-nucleotide messenger RNA. Its product is annotated as molybdate transporter 2. The coding region runs from base 159 to 1553 and encodes 464 amino acids. The record is from RefSeq and is a predicted model, not a curated record. Gene Ontology annotation, biological process: molybdate ion transport. The transcript has a single exon. Gene Ontology annotation, molecular function: molybdate ion transmembrane transporter activity. Lineage: Eukaryota; Viridiplantae; Streptophyta; Magnoliopsida; Malpighiales; Euphorbiaceae.
UAAGCCAUGAUAGUAAUCGUAGAGUAGAAUGCACCUACAGUAUAACAUCCCUUUGCCCAUUCCGACGCCGCUUUGAGUCUUGAGCUCACUGGUCAAACAGUCCCCAUCUUAUUCUUAACCAACGAGCUCAAAUCCUCAUCACAAUUCACAACCCAAUAAUGGAAUCUCCCUCCAGAACCACCACCACCACGACCCCUCUCCUCCACCAAAACCGGUGGUGGCACCGUCACCUCCAUCUCAAAACCACCAUUUCCUCUGAACUUUCCGGAGCGGUGGGUGAUUUAGGUACCUUUAUCCCCAUAGUUCUAACCCUCACUCUUGUUUCCCACUUAGACCUAUCCACCACUCUUAUCUUCACCUCGCUUUACAACAUUUCCACUGGCCUUCUCUUCGGUAUUCCCAUGCCCGUCCAGCCCAUGAAGUCCAUCGCCGCGGUUGCUGUCUCCGAGCUUCCCCACCUCACCACCGCACAGAUCGCCACCGCUGGCGCCACCACUGCUGCCACCCUUCUUAUUCUCGGUGCCACCGGACUCAUGUCCUUCUUCUACAAAUUCAUUCCUCUACCUGUUGUUCGUGGCGUCCAGCUCUCUCAGGGUCUUUCUUUCGCUUUCUCCGCUAUCAAAUACAUUCGUUACAAUCAGGAUUUUAUCACUUCAAAAUCUACUUCUCCUCGUUCUUGGCUUGGUCUUGACGGUUUAGUUCUUGCUAUUUCAGCUCUUCUUUUUCUCAUAUUCACUACUGGCUCAGGUGCUGAUCACCCCAGUAUGAGUGAUGAUGAUCAGUCCUUGACUCGCUCUUCCCAGAGGCGAGUCAACAGGAGAUUGCGGAUUUUAUCAGCAAUACCUGCUGCUCUGAUUGUGUUCUUAUUUGGGUUGGUGUUAUGUUUCAUCCGCGAUCCUUCUAUUAUUAAAGAUCUUAAAUUUGGCCCAUCAAGAAUCCAGGUAUUGAAGAUGACAUGGGAAGAUUGGAAAAUUGGAUUCUUGAGAGGUGCGAUCCCACAAAUCCCAUUAUCCGUAUUGAAUUCUGUAAUAGCAGUGUGCAAAUUAUCAACUGAUUUGUUUCCAGACAGAGAAUUAUCAGCAACAAAAGUGUCUAUUAGUGUUGGAUUGAUGAAUUUAGUGGGUUGCUGGUUUGGUGCUAUGCCAGUUUGUCAUGGGGCAGGUGGGUUGGCAGGGCAGUAUAGAUUUGGCGCAAGAAGUGGUGCAUCAGUUGUUUUCCUUGGGAUUGGGAAGUUAGUGAUUGGAUUGGUUUUUGGGAAUUCUUUUAUAAGGAUUCUGAAUCAAUUCCCAAUUGGGAUUCUUGGAGUUCUAUUGUUAUUUGCUGGGAUAGAAUUGGCUAUGGCAUCUAAAGAUAUGAACACUAAAGAAGAAUCGUUUGUUAUGCUGGUUUGUGCUGCUGUUUCUAUGACAGGGUCUAGUGCUGCAUUGGGUUUUGGGUGUGGAAUUUUGCUUUAUUUGUUGCUGAAAUUAAGAAGCAUGGACUGCUCUUAUUUUAGAUUUACUAAUUUUUGCUCUAAAUCCUCUGAUGAUGACCAAUCUAUUCUCAUUCCUUAAUGAUUUGGUACUUAAGAUCAACAGCCAGCCUGCGUCGACUGAGCCAUAGCAUUUAUCUGUCAUUAAAGUGCAGCUUCUCUCUAGUCUCCAGUCAAUUUUAUAAGUAAAUUCUGGCCUUUCUGUAUAAAAUUUAGGCCUAUCAUCCUUAAUAUAUUCUGUCAUUUUAUUCUUACAAUAUUUAAUACACAGUGUAAUUAUGUCUUAAUUGUCUCAUUGUUAAAGUUGGUACAUCAGAAAGUAGAUGAAUUAUUUAUCUGA